This is a messenger RNA of Pyrenophora tritici-repentis Pt-1C-BFP, 2106 nucleotides long. The record is from RefSeq and is a predicted model, not a curated record. NCBI's taxonomy places the organism in Eukaryota, Fungi, Ascomycota, Dothideomycetes, Pleosporales, Pleosporaceae.
AUGUCACCACCUCCAAACGACCAUGAAAAACGAGACAGAAUUAGGAUCCUUCGGUCUCCAUUGGAUCCCCGAAUACCCAUGAGCUCAUUGGCUGGUCUACCUGACGACGGUACUAUCCUUGUACUCAAACACUUUUAUGUGGAUGUCUGUACAGAUAGCAUACGGCGGCUAUACACCAUUGUUCCCGAUUUGGACGACUCACAAGAUUAUCCAGACUCCCCUGGUACUAACGAUCAGACUGGAACGGACACGGGUACAGAUAUCAUCCGUGCCUGGUUCCGCAUCAUGAUUCUAAACGAUAGCGAUGCUGCAACGUUGGAACAUGCGACAAUGUCGAGAAGUAUCGACAAGUUUCUCUCGGGUUGCCAGGCCAGUCAGCUCGAGAUGUAUUGUGAUUUCUUCGAAAAAGCAUGGCGACCUCACGCUGUUCAAUAUCUCCGCGUCGCGAUAUGUGCCCAGACUCUUGCCGGUGGGGACAUCAAAACCAUCCAGCUACUUGGAGGCACUAUACCAAGUACCACCGAGGGAUUGGAGAUGAAUAAGCCAUGUUGGGAUAUUCUGUAUGUUUGCAUUGAAAACCCGAAGAUUCGACUAAUCUGGUCUAGUUAUCGCUGGUUCCCUACGCUUCUCACACCCUGGACUCUCGCCAGUAUAUGCUCCAACUUUGAAGAUUACACAACAAUCUGCAAGCUGCUUAUGCUCAAAUUAUACAACAACCACUGGUAUGAUCGAAAAAGUAUCAUGGGCGAAUGCGCCACGGGUGUGUACUUGGGUUUCAUACCAAUGAGCAAAGGGGACUUUACCUCGAUCAACGGUCUGAAGCAAGAGGAGGGUAUGUGGGUGCAACGACAAUCGCGCAAUUAUCUGUGUGGGCAAAUGGCCAUAGGUCAUCCCUUAACUCAAGCGUUCUUGAGUGAACUGCGCAAGCGAACCGCAUCACUAUAUCUCGUCGUGUACGAAGGCACACUUGCUGACGCGACUGUCCACCCAACUGAGCCAGAUCUAUUCAUCAGCCGCCAUCGCUCGGCAGCAGCAUUGGAUGAGUUGGAUAAAGUCGACUUCACCACCACACUCACCCUGGAAGAGAUCAAAAACCAGCUGCGCAUGCGGAAAACAUCAAUGUACGACCCUAUCGUAGUCGAUUCUUGGCAAUUCAUCAUCAUCGACCGUGAGGUCGGGUUACCUUUCCGACUGAUAGACAUCGUACAAGACACACUCCUCAUGCUCGUUGGCGACCCAUCCCCCCGGCAAAUGGCCAAGCGGGUGAUCCGCGAGAUCAUCCCCUCCUCAGCACAAGAGAGUUACCUAGAAGAUAUAAAAAUCGAAUGCUCAUCCGAGCUACGUUACCCACCGCCCGGCGAAAUCCAGCACGAAGGCAACAGAUGGCGAACAUACAACCCCGACCCCUCAAUCAUCGCCGCAAAACAAAUCAAAUCAAUCCCACAAAACAUCUCCCGAGACGACAACCGCUUCAUCCGCCGCGCAAUCGAAGACAUGGAACGCUACGGCAUCGUUAGUCUUGCUCCAGAGUACGAAGAGCCACAGACGCGACCCAUCAUCAUCCAAGGCGAAGACGGCAACCCAGAUCUCUACUUCCCCUACGACGACAGCGCAACAUCAGUAGAAGGCGAGCGCUUGCCGAUUUUACCUCUACCUCCGCGAACUUGUCUGGUGGAUUUCGCGCAUGCGUUUAAGCAAAAGUAUUCGAAUGCUAUUAUGGCAAAGGGCUCGAUACAAACGCAUUACUGCGCUUGGCCUAUGCCUGCGAUAAAAAGUCUCGGGAAAAGUGGUUUGAACUUUGCUACGUGGGAGGGUCAUGUGUACCGUUGGAAUGCUAUGCCAUUCGACCGCCCCUCCUCCGCAAACGCCUGGCAAUACUACAUCCAACACUUCCUCAACUCCAAGUACACUUUCGUCAUGUUCUACCUCACCACCUUUGUGAUUUGCGCCACGGACCAGGAAGACGGCGAGCGUAAGACGGCGACGCUGCUCGAGGAGAUGGAGGAUAGGGGGUGGAGGGUUACGCUGCCGAGGGUGCAUGAGUGGACGAGUGAUGUGGAGGAGUUGAGGUUGGAGAGGCUGUUUGGGGGGAUUAGGGCUGCUUAG